AGGUGGGAGGCUCUAUGUGGGAGGUGCCACAGGGCAUAAGAGCAUGUUUGCUUGUAAGCAGUGGAUCAGAAGAAUUUUGUCUGCAGUGAGUUUUGUUGUAGGUGCUGUUUAAUUUACUGAAGAUGAAGCUGUUACUUGCUAUAUCUGUGUUUGUCAUCGCCCUCUCCGUGAUGAUUGAACCCACUUCAGCCGACUCAGACUCUCCGAGCAUCAAAGAUCGAUUUGAAUCCUUUGGUGCUUCAAUUUGGGAUGCCGCAGUUAAAGUUGGAGAAAAAACAAAGUCUGCAUUCAAAGGUCUGAGUGAAAGCGAACCUAUUACCAAGGCAAAAGGCUGGAUCAGUGACACAGUACAGAAAAUAAAGAACAAGGUAUCUUCUGAUUAGAUGAGCCACUGGAUCCUGCUUUUUGACACUGAAAUUCUUGCUCUGUAUCGCUUGUUAAAGAAGAAGAAAUCUUCCUGUUAUCACAAUGCAAUGAACCUUCACCCUAUGGGUAAUCAAUAAACAAGAUCCAUGUUA
Molecule: messenger RNA, 518 nt
Organism: Pelobates fuscus (common spadefoot toad)
Lineage: Eukaryota; Metazoa; Chordata; Amphibia; Anura; Pelobatidae
Product: apolipoprotein C-I-like
Exons: 4
Coding region: 123-383 (86 amino acids)
Biological process (GO): lipoprotein metabolic process; triglyceride metabolic process; negative regulation of lipid catabolic process
Cellular component (GO): very-low-density lipoprotein particle; extracellular region; high-density lipoprotein particle
Molecular function (GO): phospholipase inhibitor activity; fatty acid binding
Source: RefSeq, a predicted model, not a curated record